Molecule: messenger RNA, 1671 nt
Organism: Plasmodium coatneyi
Lineage: Eukaryota; Apicomplexa; Aconoidasida; Haemosporida; Plasmodiidae
Product: KIR protein
Exons: 3
Coding region: 1-1671 (556 amino acids)
Source: RefSeq, a predicted model, not a curated record
AUGAACGGGGCUUCAGUUGCAUUACCCUCAGAAACAAUGUACCAUAUAUUCGGCGAAGGCUCAGAGUGCCGUGGAGUGCAGGAUGAGGAUGAGGAUGAGGAUGAAUGCUGUAAGAAUAAUGGGAAUACUUUAAGUCUAGUGUCACAAAUGUGGCUGAAGAGUGAUAUAAACUUGGCCAGGGAAAUUGAGCAGAACUAUUGUUACGCACGUAAAAUGGAACACGAUGAAACAGGUAAUAAAUGGUGUCAGUUCUUUUAUUUUUGGUUAGGUGAUAGAAUAAAAGACAAUUUGAAUAAUUGGGGCUUGGCGGAAAUCAUGGGGAAAAUUUACAGUCUCCUUCCGGAACACCAAUGUAAGAGUGAUUUCUAUAAGUUGUACGAUGAUGUUGGCGAGUACAUUUUCCCAGACUGUAGGGUACUGUUCGAUUAUGAUUAUAACAUUAAUGCUUGGCAAGGGGACAAGAAAUGUACGGUAGGUUCCAAUAGUCCAGAAUAUAUGGGACAACAAGCGAAAGCUCAGUCGGCAUAUUUAGCGUUAUGUAAUAGAUGUGAGGAAAGUAAUGAUAAAUGUUGUACUAAAUUUAAAAGUGAAUACUGGGAAGGUAAUAGGUGUAAACGGUGGCCACCGAGGAACCUACCAAAACUAACGUGCACCGCUGAACGGAAGCCGGAGCAUGAGGACGAACUUCUGGAGGAUGAGGAUGAACCCCGAGGACAUGAACCUGGACCUACAUCAAUGGAAAUGGGAAAAGAAGCACUCAUGAAGCUGCAUUUGGAAGGUUUACCUUCCAGGAUGGCCUAUCAGGACUUUGAAUUAUACUGGGACACAUACAAAUCCCAUCCAUCUGUCAACGCAGUAAAAAGUAGUCUGCAACCCGUGUUGAAGAUGUAUCCAGAUAUCUCUGAAUGUUUGAAUAAAAUUGUGGGUGCCUGGUACUAUGUGACAAAUGUAAUGCCCACGCAGAAUCAAUCCUUUGAGAAGCGUUGUGAAUAUUUCUAUUAUUGGCUUGGAUCUAUGAUGUCCAGCGAAUUAGGAAACAAUGUUUCAUUUUCGCAGGUGGUGCGUGCAAUAUACACGGAAUUAGGGCAGUUAUCGGCUAAAAACGGGUGUGGAUCUGUACCCACUACUGUUAACGGAGUCCUUUUCAAUCAGAGGAAAAAGAUAUUCGACUUCUGGCGUGACCAUAUUGCUCUACGAACAUUGUUAAAAAGUAGUAUGUUCGAGUGCACUAGUGCGUAUAGUAGUUACGUAAGUGCCGUUACUGCAGCAUAUGCAGCUGUAGAGGGAGACUACGAAAGGAGCUCUGAUCAAUACUGGGACGCAUUCUGGGGGACGCAUAAGGAUACUAUUAGUAAGGAAAUACCGAAUUUGGCUUGCCCAGACAAACCUUCUGCUGGGGACGACGUAGAUCUUGGGGAUGCUCCACGGAAUGAGGAGCACAGUGUAUCCAGCGUAAAAGGUGACGGGGCACAAGCAUCGGAGAAGGAACUUUCAAAAGAUUCUAUAUCACAUCAGGAAGAAACUACAGAAGGCGCUACUUCCACACAUCCGACAAAUGCAACACUUCCCGCUACUAUUUCUUCCGUCUCUGCAUUGGUAGGACUAGCCACAAUCACAUUCAUUUUAUAUAAAGUAAGUAAUUACAACAAUUACAAUUUAAGGUAUAAAUAA